Molecule: messenger RNA, 885 nt
Organism: Orycteropus afer afer
Lineage: Eukaryota; Metazoa; Chordata; Mammalia; Tubulidentata; Orycteropodidae
Product: ret finger protein-like 4A
Exons: 2
Coding region: 1-885 (294 amino acids)
Molecular function (GO): protein binding
Source: RefSeq, a predicted model, not a curated record
AUGGCUGAAUUCUUCCGAAUAGCAAGCAGCUGUCCUGUCUGUCUGACCUAUUUUGAGAAACCCGUGUCCUUGAAAUGUGGCCACACCUGCUGCCUCCACUGCCUGACUUCAGUGCGGACUGAGCCCGAUGGGGAGGGUGUGUUGUGCCCCAUCUGCCCUGUGGUCACUCGGAAGAAUGACCUCAAGAUCUGUUGUCAGCUGGGGACCCUGGUGUCCAAGAUCAAGGAGCUGGAGCCCCACCUGAGAGCUGUUCUCCAGCUGAACCCAAGGAUGCUCAAGUUCCAAGUGGAGAUGACAUUGGAUGCUGACACAGCCCACAAUCUCCUCAUCAUUUCCGAGGACCUGAGGAGCGUCCGAUGUGGGUCAGUCAAGCAGAAGCUGAAAGAACAUGUGGAGAGGUUCAGUCAGUCCAUCUGUGUCCUGGGCUCCUCUCGGUUCACCUCUGGCCGCCACUACUGGGAGGUGGAUGUGGGAACUAGCCAAGAAUGGGAUCUGGGCAUUUGCAGAGAAUCCAUUAACCGACAAGAGAAGGUCGUCAUGUCUACAGACCGUGGGUUCUGGAUUCUGAGUUGGAGGGAGGGCUGGUACUUCUCAUCCAGUACCACAAUUCCAAUAGCCGUCUUGGUGAGCCUCCCAUUACGCCGAGUGGGCGUUUUCCUGGAUUUGCACAUUGGAAACCUUUCCUUUUGUAACAUCGGUGAUGGAUCCCAUAUCUUCACAUUCACCAAGAUUUCUGCUUCCGAGCCCCUCCGCCCUUUCUUUUCUCCCUCGAUUCCAAGGCCUGGUGAUCACAGCUCCCUGAGUAUCUGUCCUGUGAUGGUUCCAAGCAUCCCAUCGGAACCCAAGACAGACCAAUGCACCAGGUCGACAAAAAGCAAUGGUUGA